GCCGCAUCAUGCGUGACAGCCAAGCGCCAAAGUCAAAAUGCCUCCAGAAAGUCUUUAAAUGUGAAGUCCUUAACGAUGCGAAACAAACUCAAGCGGACCAAGAAAGGUGAGGAUGCUUCGUGGCCAAGGGAAGUCCAGCCGAGACCCCCCGCAGUGAUAACAGUAGAGUUAUCGAGCUGCUCCAGCGAUGAAACACAGUCAGCCUUGUUGACAGAUACACACACGUAUGUAUCAAAUGUGGCUGCGGCAGCCAUCUCUGCCAGAAAAGAUGAACCAUUUCAGGAACAGAGGAGCACUUUUUGCGCAAAAGACCUUAAAAUUGCGCCCAUUUUCUUGCGUGCAACGCAGCACAGCAAGAGUAACCGAAGCAGUGAUGGGAAGCUGGAUCAGCCUGCAGAGAAGCUGCAGAACCAGGUGCUCCCUGCGCAGAGUGAGGGUGUGCAGCAUGCGAGGAGUCAGCAGCGGUUAUCAGCAGUUUCUCAUCUGACACAGAGGUGCAGAGGACAGCUGUCGCCCUCAGCUCUGCACGGCUGUCUGGAGGAAAUCCAAGCAUCCAACCCUGCAUUUCCUGUCCGAGCGGUGUUCAGCACUUUGCAGAAGAAAACACGUCUGCAGGAUCUUGGAUCUACAGAGAACUCCCUGAAUCUGAGCCCCCGACAGAACCACUUGAAAGAGAAGAGGAAACGGGGAAAUGAAAGCUCCGACAGGGUGCCCAAACGUCUGAGGUCUAGCAUCAUUACAGACAGUGCUAAUGGUAUGGGCCACUGUCAUGAAUCAGCUCAGGGUGUCCAGGAAAGUACCGUCCUGAUGGCCGGGAAGCAGCCCAGAAGCAACAAGCUAAGUCGCACUCACAGACUGAGGCAUCAGAGUGGGAGCCCUGCAGGCCUGGUGAACAGCUGUGAUCUGUACUCUGGAUUGAUUCAUCACACAGAAUCUUGCAGCCAGCCAGUGAAAACCUCUGCUAUUCCACCAAGAGAUUCAAGGUUUGAAGGUGUCCUCUGGACAGACAAAUACAGUCCUCAACAUUCAAGUGAAGUGAUUGGCAACUCUGCCUGUGUGAAUAAACUGCAGAGUUGGUUGAAGAAAUGGAAACGAAGAGCAGAGUGUGACGAGAGGAGAAAAAUGGAGGAAAUGAAAGAAGAAAACACCAAUGACUCAUGGGACUGUGGAGACUUCCAGGGCGAGGCUGGGGCAGAGGACGACAGAGAGGAGCUGCUCUGUAACACCAUGCUGAUUACAGGACCUCCAGGGGUGGGCAAGACCGCCUCCGUGUAUGCAUGCUCUCAGGAGCUUGGCUUCAAGGUAUUUGAGGUGAACUGCUCCUCACAGCGCAGUGGCUACCAUGUUCUGUCCCAGCUGAAGGAGGCUACGCAGUCCCACCUAGUGGAGAUGUCAGGGAAGGACCCACUGAAACCAACCUACUUCAACAACUACAGCUCUGCUCCUAAACCUGACACUUUACCUGGAAAAACUGUGCCUCUGAAAAAUGUCACCUCCACCUCGAAAAAGAGAGCAGCACAGAACUGUAGCCGUUCCAGUCGCAAAGGAAGAGCUAAUCCAGCCACAGUCACUUUGGCCAACUACUUUAAGAUGAAGGCCAAAGCAGAUCACUUACACUUUGGUGGCCCGUUGCCAUCUGAAACACCAGACAGCAAGACAUUGUGCAGCCCAUCACCAGGCUGUGAUAAAUCAGUGCCACAGAGCAAAAAGACAGCCACAUCACUCAUUCUGUUUGAAGAGGUUGAUGUCAUAUUUGAUGAUGAUGUUGGUUUCCUCGCUGCCGUCAAGGCUUUCAUGACGACCACUAAAAGGCCCGUCGUUCUGACCACCAAUGAUCCCUCAUUCAGAGAGAGAUUCAACUGCAGCUUGGAGGAAAUCAUUUUCAAAACCCCAUCAGCGGUGAAUGUGUGUAGCUACCUGCAGCUGUUGGCUUUGGCUGAGAAUGUGCGGCUGGAGUUGGACGACGUCAGCGCCCUCCUCAGACUGUCCAGAGGUGACAUCAGACGCUGCCUGCUGCAGCUGCAGCUGUGGUUGCACAGUGGUGGAGGAAGGGCAUCUCAGAGUGGAGGCUUUUCUGAGGGGCCUACACGUAUACAGGACUGGAGUGUUCCUGAAAGAGGAGACGAUGUCAACGGCCAGCUUCCUGACUUUGACACCAGCUGCACUGCGAGCAUGCUGGGUCUCCACCCUGUGACCCAAAACCAACUGCUAACCCUUCUAAAAUGUCAGUUCUGGUCUGAGAUAGACAUGAUCAAGCUCCUGAGGCUCCUAGCUGAGAGCUGGAGAGGAGGCGUGCCUCUUCUGUACUCCAACCUAGAGCUCUUUCUACCCAUCUGGGCUAUGGGAAAGUCAGACCACUUCCCGGACAAGGGGCCUUAUUGCAGGUCGCACAGUGAGCUGGCACCCGCUGAUCUUCACAUCCAGCAGCUGGAUGGAAACGUCACUCCAAAAGCAUCAUUCACCGACAGCAGAUCUGUCAGGAAUAUCUCCAGGCUUAGCAGAAGGAAAUAUAUCCCAGCAGUGUUUGACUCCACAUCAUCUUCCAGUCUAACACAAACUCCGCAAAUAACGUCAUUAUCGUCAAAGAGGGCCGAUUCAAGAGCCCCUAGUCGGAGAGACAAGACUGAACAAAACGCAGCCAAAGUGGCAACCAACUGCUUGGAUGCCUUGGCCGACUUCUUUGACCUCAUGUCAUACCUCGAUGCCACGAUGCCGCAGGCUGCAGCGCCUGAUGCGUUUGUCUGGACGGGAGCUGAGGUAAAGGAUGGCAUGUUGGAUGAGAAGAGUGAGGAGGGGGAGAGCAGGACUUGGAGCCAGGAGAGUCUGUUGGAUAUGCAGGCUGCUGUUGAGGGCCUGGGGUGUCACAGGUGCUUGUGGCGAGCAUCUGAGGCGUGGACUGAAGCCCAAAAGUACAGACAGGAACUGGGAGGUGCAAGCUGGGGGAGGCUGGUGGAGAGACUGAUGUUCCCUGCCUCUUCCAAAAGACAGAGCCUCAGCUUUAGUUUUCAGCCUCUGUGUGCACCAAGCGUGUCCCAAAGGAGGUAUGAGCUGAGCAGAACGGUGCUCUGCAGCAAGUCCUUCAGCCUGCUGGGGAACAGACGAGCUGUUGGUGUCGACUACAUGUCGUUCCUCCGCUGCAUCUGUCGCUUUCAGAGAGAACAGCGACAGAAAGAGGAGCCAGCCAGGUGUCUGAAUUACCUCAGGAGCACACAGCUGGGCCUCUCAAAGUCAACUAUUCAACUCCUGGCAGAAGAUUUCUCAUGAAGACAAGUCUGGAAAAAGACUGUAGAAGCUCACUACCUCACCUAUCUGCAGUCUCUAUUUAUUUUACUGUGCCUCCAUCUAAACACUGUUGAGAGAAUGUAAUGCAGCAGAGAUGAGAAGUCACUUUUUAUUUAUAUAUACAUACA
This is a messenger RNA of Chelmon rostratus (copperband butterflyfish), 3410 nucleotides long. RefSeq names its product ATPase family AAA domain containing 5b (gene atad5b). The transcript has 14 exons. Gene Ontology annotation, cellular component: nucleus. The record is from RefSeq and is a predicted model, not a curated record. Gene Ontology annotation, molecular function: ATP binding; DNA binding; ATP hydrolysis activity. NCBI's taxonomy places the organism in Eukaryota, Metazoa, Chordata, Actinopteri, Chaetodontiformes, Chaetodontidae. The coding region runs from base 76 to 3264 and encodes 1062 amino acids.